UCCCCCUUCCCCUUUCCCUUUCCCCUUUUUGGAAACGUGUCAGGAAUUAGAUAGUUAAAGAUGAGCAAUUGAGGGGACUGAGAGUGAUCCACACAGAGUCUGGCUUCCUUGUGCUUUAUCACAAGGCGUGCUGCUGGCCAGCCUAUUUAAGCACCCUUUUAACAAGACAACCUCGUGGGAAAUCCAGCUGGCAGACUCAAGGAGUUUGGGAAACAGGACCACAGAGGUUACACUCUGGGAUCCUGGCCAUGAGGUUGGAUGCCUCACCUUGCUGAAAAGAGACACUGGACCUAAAUGGCGCAGCAUGACUUUGUUCCUGCUUGGCUAAAUUUCUCAACACCACAGUCAGCUAAGUCACCUACAGCCACCUUCGAAAAACACGGAGAACACCUACCCCGAGGAGACCGUAGAUUUGGAGUAAGCCGUCGUCGACAUAAUUCCUCUGAUGGCUUUUUUAACAAUGGACCUCUACGAACUACAGGAGAUUCCUGGCACCAGCCCUCCCUGUUCCGCCACGAUUCUGUGGACUCUGGUGUCUCUAAGGGAACAUAUGCUGGAAUCACAGGGAAUCUAUCUGGUUGGCAUGGCUCCUCCCGAGGUCAUGAUGGCAUGAGCCAGCGUAGUGGGGGUGGCACAGGGAACCAUCGCCACUGGAAUGGCAGCUUCCACUCCCGGAAAGGCUGUGCCUUUCAGGAGAAGCCACCUACAGAGAUUAGAGAAGAAAAGAAAGAAGACAAGGUGGAAAAAUUACAAUUCGAAGAGGAAGACUUUCCUUCUUUGAAUCCAGAAGCUGGCAAACAGAAUCAGCCAUGCAGACCUAUUGGGACCCCUUCUGGAGUGUGGGAAAACCCACCUAGUGCCAAGCAACCUUCCAAAAUGCUAGUCAUCAAAAAAGUUUCCAAAGAAGAUCCUUCUGCUGCCUUCUCUGCUGCAUUCACCUCACCAGGAUCUCACCAUGCAAAUGGGAACAAAUCGUCAACCAUGGUUCCAAGUGUCUAUAAGAACCUGGUUCCUAAGCCUGCACCACCACCUUCCAAGCCCAGUGCAUGGAAAGCUAACAGAAUGGACCACAAAUCAGGAUCCCUUUCCUCGAGCCGGGAGUCUGCUUUUACCAGUCCAAUCUCUGUUACCAAACCAGUAGUACUGGCUGGUGGUGCAGUUUUAAGCUCUCCUAAAGAGAGUCCCUCCAGCACUACUCCUCCAAUUGAGAUCAGCUCCUCUCGCCUGACCAAGCUGACCCGCCGAACUACCGACAGGAAGAGUGAGUUCCUGAAGACUCUGAAGGAUGACCGGAAUGGAGACUUUUCAGAGAACAGAGACUGUGACAAGCUGGAGGAUUUGGAGGACAACAGCACACCAGAACCAAAGGAAAAUGGAGAGGAAGGCUGUCAUCAAAAUGGUCUUAGUCUCCCUGUAGAGGAGGAAGGGGAAGUCCUCUCACAUUCUCUGGAAGCAGAGCACAGGUUAUUGAAAGCAAUGGGAUGGCAAGAGUAUCCUGAAAAUGAUGAGAAUUGCCUCCCCCUCACAGAGGAUGAGCUCAGAGAGUUCCACAUGAAGACAGAGCAGCUGAGAAGAAAUGGCUUUGGGAAGAAUGGCUUUUUGCAGAGCCGCAGUUCCAGCCUGUUCUCCCCAUGGAGAAGCACUUGUAAAGCAGAGUUUGAGGACUCAGACACGGAAACCAGUAGCAGUGAAACAUCAGAUGACGAUGCCUGGAAGUAG
Puma concolor (puma) is the source of this 1719-nucleotide messenger RNA. RefSeq names its product GC-rich promoter binding protein 1 like 1 (gene GPBP1L1). The record is from RefSeq and is a predicted model, not a curated record. Lineage: Eukaryota; Metazoa; Chordata; Mammalia; Carnivora; Felidae. Gene Ontology annotation, molecular function: RNA binding; DNA binding. Gene Ontology annotation, biological process: positive regulation of DNA-templated transcription; DNA-templated transcription. Gene Ontology annotation, cellular component: nucleus.